Cuscuta campestris is the source of this 1207-nucleotide messenger RNA. The record is from the annotation of a GenBank genome assembly. Lineage: Eukaryota; Viridiplantae; Streptophyta; Magnoliopsida; Solanales; Convolvulaceae.
UUAACGGUCACUAGUCGGAAGAAUUGAACUGAAUAUUAUUCUCAAUUAACGAGUAUCAUGUCAGGAAUUAAUUAAUUUUGAGAAUUAAUUUAAAAGAACACAUUUGUAUACCAUUUUGGGAAUUGCUAGUAGGCUUCUAAGUUGAGAAUAUGGCUUUAAUACUCCCUUCUCAAAGAAAACACAAAACGAAUUCAUCCUCGUCUAUUAUCCCCACCCUGUAAGCCCUAGAAAGCCGCAGCUGCUCGAUACUCCCUCUGCGCGUUUGAAUCCUCGUCAAGAUUCACAAUAUGGGGAGAGAGGUGGUCGGACAGAAGCAGCCAUCUACGCUGUCGUACACGGUGGAGCAGCUCCUCGUCGUCAAUCCCUACAAUCCCGACAUUCUUCCCGAUCUCGAGAACUACGUCAAUGAACAGGUUUCUUCACAGACUUACAAUUUGGAUGCAAAUCUUUGUCUUUUGCGACUUUACCAGUUCGAGCCUGAGAGGAUGAGCACUCAAAUUGUUGUUCGCAUUUUGGUCAAGGCCCUCAUGGCAAUGCCAGCUCCAGAUUUCAGCCUUUGCCUCUUCUUAAUCCCAGAAAAAGUGCAAAUGGAAGAACAAUUCAAGGCAUUAGUUGUACUCUCACACUACUUGGAGACAGCAAGAUUUCGCCAAUUUUGGGAUGAGGCAGCUAAGUGCCGUCAUAUAGUAGAAGUUGUGCCUGGUUUUGAGCAUGCAAUUCAACUGUAUGCAAUUCAUGUUCUUUCACUGACUUACCAAAAAGUCCCAAGGAAUGUUCUCGCAGAGGCCAUCAAUGUCGAAGGCCUUUCGCUGGACAAAUUUCUUGAGCACCAAGUGAUAAACAAUGGGUGGGCCAUAGAGAAAGAUCAAAGCAGGGGCCAACUCAUUACCCUCCCCAAAAAUGAGUUCAACCAUCCAUCCCAAAGGAAAAGCACAACUGAUGCUGUCCCAUUGGAACAUGUCGCACGCAUAUUCCCCAUACUUUGCUGAUUUACCCAAUUGAGUUUGAAUGCCGCACACAAAAAGGGCUAAUUUUUUAGUCCGCGAACAAACCUGAAUUGAUACCGCUAGGUUUAUCAUUGGACGCACUUGCUUUUUUUUCCUUUUGAACCGUGAUUGUCAUUGCGCUCUCUUUCUAUGUAUGUUGGUGGGACUCAGAAUUGUUCAAAACCGUGUGUACUAUUUCCGAAAGCUAACCUUUUUGGUCG